AUGAUGGACACCAACAGCUUCUCUCUGUUGGGUCUUCUUCACUUCAUCCACUCCUCUGAACUUCUCAGGGACUUCGCCACGCGAGAACUCAACGCCUUUUUAUGGCUAUCUCUUGUUGUUGUCACCACCCUUUUGCUCAGAAGAUUGCUCAGCCUCUUUGGGUUGUGGCGCAGAGCUAGGACCAUUCCUGGGCCUCCCUCAUCCUCUUUCUCUGGCCACUGCAAGCUCUUUUCCCGGCCUAAUUUCACCUUUACUGAUGUGUUGUCAGAAUCCCAUCAAAAGUAUGGACCAAUUGUUAAGCUGUGGUUAGGUCCUACUCAGCUUUUGGUGUCCGUAAGGGAUCCGGCGUUAAUCCAAGAGAUGCUCACAAAAGCCGAGGAUAAGUUGCCUUUUACGGGAAAAGUGUUUCAUCUAGCCUUUGGGCAAUCGAGCCUCUUUGCCCCUUCCUUUGAAAAGGUGCAAAAGAGAAGGGAAUUAUUAGCUACAGAAUUAAAUGAAAGACUGCUGAAGAAUGAUGAUAUGAUUCCUGUGAAGGUUGCGGAUUUUAUUUCUGAUAAAAUAGAAAAAAUCAGAAAGAAAGGAGGUAUUGAUUCCAGGUUGGUUUCUCAGCAUAUGGCUUUCACUAUAAUGGGAGCCACGUUCUUUGGAGAUGGCUUCUUGGCCUCGUCGAAGGCUGCAAUGUAUGAGGAACUGUUUAUGACAAUCGCUAAAGAUGCUUGCUUUUGGGCCUCGUAUAACGUUACUCCUUUCUGGAGACGUGGAUUUUGGAGGUACCAAAGCUUAUGCACAAAGUUGAAAUGCUUAACUGAAGACAUCCUUCAACAUUGCAGAAAAGGCUGCAAACUAUUUGGCUAUACCGACCAAGAUGUACAUAAUGAAAGUUCCAACAAAGGUGGUUCACAAUGCUGCUCUGAUGGUGAGUUCCAAGAUUACUAUUUCUUUCGUGAUCUUAAGGAUUAUCAAGAUGGUAAAGAAGAACCUUGUGGGAACGUCAUGCGCAUGAUAUUUCAUGGAUGCCAAUCUACAUCUGCUUUAAUCACCAAUGUAUUGACUAGGCUUGUCAUGCAUAUGGAAAUACAGGAUAAGGUUUAUUCGGAGAUUAUCAUGGUAGGAAGAAACCCAUCGAAAUAUGAGCAUGAAGAUGUUUAUAGGAUGCCUUUGUUAUUGGCGACAAUUUAUGAAUCUGCACGCCUUCUACCCACUGGUCCCAUGCUGCAGAGGUGUUCUUUGAAACAUGACUUGAGCUUUGCAACUGGAGUAACCAUACCUGCUGGAGCUGUAUUGGUUGUACCUGUUGAAUUGCUACAGAAGGACGACUUCAGUUGGGGGAGUGAUGCAAGUCAUUUUAAUCCUUACCGAUUUCUCUCAACUGUUACAAAGGGAUCAGGUUCUGCCGAAGACCUUUCUGUUACAGGAUUCAGUUCAUUUGUACUAAAUGAUCCAAAUGAAAAUGCAGCAUUCCUUCCUUUUGGAUCCGGUGCACGUGCUUGCAUUGGACAGAAAUUUAUCAUCCAACUUGUUGCCUCAGUGUUGGCAUCAUUGCUCAAAAAAUAUGAGAUACAGCUUAGCUCAGGCUCAGAUGAUGACAAAAACCCAACCUUGAAGAAUAAUCUUCCUCAGCGUCAUCCCAGUUCACAGAUAUUAUUCGUGAGAAGGGAGCAGUGA
Molecule: messenger RNA, 1665 nt
Organism: Sphenostylis stenocarpa
Lineage: Eukaryota; Viridiplantae; Streptophyta; Magnoliopsida; Fabales; Fabaceae
Source: the annotation of a GenBank genome assembly